Messenger RNA from Cryptotermes secundus, 4545 nucleotides. RefSeq names its product POU domain, class 2, transcription factor 2. The transcript is spliced from 9 exons. The coding region runs from base 1183 to 3198 and encodes 671 amino acids. Lineage: Eukaryota; Metazoa; Arthropoda; Insecta; Blattodea; Kalotermitidae. Gene Ontology annotation, molecular function: DNA-binding transcription factor activity, RNA polymerase II-specific; RNA polymerase II cis-regulatory region sequence-specific DNA binding. The record is from RefSeq and is a predicted model, not a curated record. Gene Ontology annotation, biological process: regulation of transcription by RNA polymerase II.
GUACGUUGUACGGGCGUCAUGUCCGUGGACCCACAUCUCGGUAACAGCAACUGAAGAUUGCGGCACUACCACGUGUUACUGACAGAAGCCGGUUCCAGCAGCUCGGCCAUUUCUUUUGCCAAAGGCAGGAGUUCAAUAACAAAGCGAUACUACAAGAACCCGGAGUACGAACCCAAGACAUAAGUUGGUGGGUCAGAGCGAGCAAGACACAGUUUCGAAGACGUAAAUUUAGAAUAAUAUUGAAGUGUGUAGGACUGAAGUGUUUUUUAUCCUGCCUCUUUGUGAAUAUGCGAUGAGAGACGGUGUGCGCGUGCGCUGUGGCAGUAAAGGCCUUUAUCCUGCCUGGCAUAUGACAAGGAUGAAGAUGGAGCUCUGAGGUGGGGUGUUUACUUAUACUGGUUGCCAAUUGGUGCUCCCUUCUUUAAAAAAAAUUAAUACCUCCUCCCCCUUCGUCCCUGCCCCUACAUCGAUAACCCUGUCUUAUUGAUACCUUCCCCUAUUAUCAUCCCCGGCGAGUUUUAUUCAACUGGAACCCAACAUCCACACACGGACAUGCAACCACAAAGUCGCCGUUCUCUCGAAUAUGACAACCCCCACGUGUGUUGGAUGGUGACUGUGAAUGGUAGUGACAAGCCUCGCUGUGGUUAUGCGAAUAUCAAGUGAUUCGUUAGUCGUAAGUGAUACAUAUUUCCGUUACUUCAAGUAUUGCCGCGUUCAUGCAGCCAUUAUGACUAACCCGAGAGUGACAUUGUGUGAGUGAUUGGUCAGUUUCGGUUUGCGAAAUUCACUGUGUGCCCCUCCAACUGUAAGCAUGCGAGGAGCGUUUUCUCCGGCUUGUCCUUUGUAUUCUGACCGAAUAAAGAAGCGACUCUGGCGGAAUUGAAUAGAGACGCUAUACGACGCUGGGUGGAGGAGGCAUCGGCGGUCGUCGCUUCCAGAGGCUUUGGCAACAAUAAUACCGAGAAACCAGGAGUGACGGCGAACAACAACAACACGAUUGAGGGGGGCUGCGUGAAGGCGGUGGCCAGUAAAACGGGCCAUCAGUGGUUCGGCACGGUACCGCCAGCAGGGCCCGACCAUCAUCACUGGUGGGCGUCCUGGCACGACUUGUGCAGUUCGGCAGCAAAAUCUGUGGGAACAGCGGCAACGAUAAGCCCUCCAGCCACCCCCAGCAGUCCAUCCAUGCCCAUGCUACUGCAGCAGCCCCCGUCGCUUCAUCGUCACAGCCCACAUGAAGAACAGCCCCUGGAUUUCUCCGUCGGAACUAUGAGUAAACACAGAGAGUCGCCGAUUAAGAGUCAGGGUCAUAAGAUGCUGCAACAAAAUGGUGGCCACCAUAUCGCCAGACAUCACAGGAACAACAACAAACAUAAUCAGGACGAAGCCCUCAGUAGAAGUUAUCACCAACAGCAACAACAAGUUUCUAGCAGUAGUUCUUCUGAAGACGAAGGAGUUGGUCCUCCCUCGCCCUCGGCAGCAGAAUCGCCUGGACCUCUCCGGGGAGAUGAUGCUCGCGACCCUGCCAUGAGGGAGAAGCGUUGCUGUAAAAGUCACGGGAAGUUAUGGAUUGGCGACACUGAUGUGUCAUGGCGACCGGAAGCGCAGAAAGAUGAAGAUCGCACUGCAACACUUCACGCCAGGCUCGGACUCGGAACAGCCCCCGAUCCCAUAGGAAGAAUGGACAUAGAUCCUGUAUCGCCCGCUACGCGCGAUGCCGGGCUGAACGGUGACGUCAGCAACGACGAGCACAGUAUUAGUAGCGACGUUGCGGCAGACCUGCCGCAAGAUGGCGACUCCAUGGACUCAGAAAGGGAAGCUCUCAAUCUGGUGACAGAAGUGUCUCAGCGUAACUCCGGUGGAAGUGGCCAGGCGAAUGGCACAUCGAGUUCUCCCAGCUCUGGGGUCAGCAGUCAGGUGACAUCCAGUAACGGCUCCACUGCUGCCGCUGUAAGCGUCAAGGCGGCUUUAGCUGCCAUCCAGGCGGGACAGCUGUCCUUGAAUCAGCUGAUGAGCCUGGGGGCUCAGGGUCAGCAGCUGUUCCUGCAGAACCAGCUCACUGCAGCUGCAGUUGGGCAGAUCCCUUCAUUAACAUCACCACUCCCUAAUCUGGCUGCUCUUGGGCCUCAAGAACUGCAGACACUGCAACAGACACUGCAACAGCAUCAGCAGUCUCUACAGCAGCAGCUCCAGCAGUACGUCUUGUUCCAGCCUGGAACUGGAGCUCAGCUCCCAGCACAAGCCCAGUUCUUCCUUCAGAACCAGGUACAGCAAGCUGUUGCACAAGCAGCUCAACAGUUGCAACAACUUCAGAAACAGCAGCUUCAACAACAGCAACAACAGAACAGCGCUCAUCAGAAUCACCACAGCAGUCCCUCUAAUCAUCAUUCCCAUCAUCACUCAGCCCUAACACAGCAUCAUAACAGUGUGAACCAUCACAAUCAUCAAUCACAACUGCCUCCAUCAGGCCCACAUCAUCACAUUAAAACUCCUCAGUCACGUAUCUUAGAACCAUCACCAGAAGAAACCACAGACCUGGAAGAACUAGAACAGUUUGCAAAGACAUUCAAGCAGCGUAGGAUCAAGCUUGGUUUUACACAAGGUGAUGUUGGACUCGCAAUGGGGAAACUCUAUGGGAAUGACUUCUCACAGACCACUAUAUCGAGGUUUGAAGCUCUGAACCUCUCCUUCAAAAAUAUGUGUAAGCUAAAGCCUCUUCUUCAGAAGUGGCUUGAAGAUGCUGACAACUCACUCAACAAUCCAAACUCCUUGACUAAUCCUCUAACAACACCUGAAGCCAUAGGAAGACGCAGAAAAAAGAGAACUUCAAUUGAAACCAGUGUAAGAGUAGCACUGGAGAAGGCAUUCCUCCAGAAUCCCAAACCUACAUCUGAAGAGAUUGCAUUACUGGCUGAGAGCCUCACCAUGGAGAAAGAAGUGGUUCGGGUCUGGUUCUGCAACAGGCGUCAGAAGGAGAAGAGAAUCAACCCUCCAAGUGCUGCAAUGGGAAGCCCAACCGUCUGUUCAGUGGCUGGUCCAAAUCCUUCCAGUAUGUUUGCUUCUCUUGCCAACUCUCUGGCAGGAGGAUCACUGUCAGCAAUAGGAAGUCCAAUUUCUUUAGUAACAUCAUCAGCUCAUAGCUUUGUUGGAUCUGGAGGACCUCCGAGUGGACCACAGGCACCUGUCCUCAAGACCGAAUGACUGUUCCCUUCAGGUCCAAGAUGAAGCACAUCAGAGUUGCUGCAAGGACUGCCCACAACUGAACAUUCUACUUAUGUAUGUUGGAGUGCAGAAUUAUAUCAAACUCUCAUACCUCGCUCCCGUAUCCAUUCCCAACAAACAUUAGAACAUUUCAUGAAAUGAGGGUGAGAUUAUAUCCAUGAUUGAUAGUUGUAUCGAUGAUGAGAAUAUAGGAAAUAUUGACAGAGUAAUUCCUUUACUUAUAAUGUUUACACAAAACAUAUACUUUUUGUGGUUAAUGAACUUGUUCAUUUUUAAAUAUUAAUGGAAUUUUUAGAAAUGUGAUCAUUCGCUUUCAUCAUCAUCAUUUUUAAAGUGGAGCUGAAUUCCACCCAAACAUACCCUCAGUAUCUGUGAAAUGUUCACCAUUAUUAAUAAUUUAAUAACCUCACAUUACUUGCCCAGCAAGUAUAGAACAGUUAAGAUACUGUAUUUGCAUGAAUUAACAACCAAAGAGAUGAAUGAUAAUGACAAGAAAAGUGAAGAUAAACACGAUCAGUGAAAACAGUGCAAUUUAUCCGGGCCAUGGCUUCUUCAUGAACAUACCAUAAAAUAACCAAAAAUUUAUAAAGAGAAUAUGAGAUUUUGGAACCUCUCAGCAACAAAUUAAUGUAUUUACUCAUGUAGUUGUCUCUUUUCUUUGCCCAGUCUUUUACUUUAAAACAAGGUUGACACAGUUGCAUGUCUUGCCACAUAGUAUGAGAACGGCCAUAUAAAAAUUAACGGAGUCCUCAGAUAACAGAAUUUUAAAUAUAUUUACUAGUUUAUUUUUACAGACUGCUGUGUAACUUUUAAUUCAGUCUGUACUUUUCAUUAUCAUAUUUACUCAUUUUGCAACCAUCCUUUCACCCACCACAGAUGCCAUUUUCGGUCCAUAUAGCCAUAGGGUAUGUGUAUAAGAAUCGGAAUCAUUUUUGUGAAUUUGUAAAAGGAUAAAGUUGCAAAUUCCCCACCCACAUUGUCACCAGCAAUAAAAUGUGGGUGCUAACCUCGUCAUAACGCUGAAGACAGACUCAGGGAAAUGGAAUCAUACAACAUUCCCCAUGAAGAAGAAGUUUACAACCAUGCACUCAGUGAAGAUGUGUUUCUGACAGCAAUUUUGGUUGCACAGUAUAUUCUCCUCUUUCAUUUCCUGGCCCACACUACAAUAGAGACUGCACACUACUACUGCACAGCACCUUAGCACGUGAUGAAUGCCACCCAGAGGAAAUGCCGUGGUUUGCUCACAAGCUCAUGAUUAUGUGAAGGAAUACUUUUCAUUCAUUCAUUCAUCCAUCUGUAAUCUGUCAAGAUGACAGGUCCAGAGUC